GAGAGAUGGAUAGAUAUGGAAAGAUAUAUAAGCAAAUAAAUAAAUAAACAGAGUGGAAAUUGCUGAGCUGGCAAAUAUCUCCACUGUUCGAUCCAUUUUUUUCUCUGACUGGGUGGCAGAGGCAGCAGUAGCGGAUGCGGAAAGGAGCGAUGGUGGAAUCAGCGGGAGCCGCAGUGGGUCCACAUUGAUGAAAACUGGUCUAGUGCUUAGCUGUACAACUGAGCCAGCUCUGUGGGUACAAAUUCAAAGCAGGACAGGGAAAGUGAGUUGAGGAGGAAUUCAGGACGAGAACUACAUGUCUUUUCCAUUACACUAACCGCAGUCCCGCAUCUCCUGCAGUGCUUCGACUUGGACUUGCAGGAUGACCGUAGUGGCUGGAGAUAACAUGGAUGAAACAUCAGCUGUCCCGGGGCAUCCUCAGGACACCUAUUCCCCUGACCAUGAUGACCAUGAAUGCUGUGAAAGGGUGGUCAUCAACAUCGCUGGGCUGCGCUUUGAAACACAACUCAAAACACUCGCUCAGUUUCCAGAGACGCUGCUUGGGAACCCAAAGAAGAGAAUGCGUUAUUUUGAUCCUUUGAGAAACGAGUAUUUCUUUGACCGGAACCGUCCUAGUUUCGACGCAAUCCUAUACUACUAUCAGUCAGGGGGGCGGUUGAGGAGGCCAGUAAAUGUCCCAUUGGAUAUGUUCUCAGAAGAAAUUAAGUUCUAUGAACUUGGAGUUGAGGCAAUGGAGAAGUUCCGUGAGGAUGAGGGAUUCAUCCGAGAAGAAGAACGACCCCUGCCCGAACGUGAGUUCCAACGCCAGGUCUGGCUUCUGUUUGAGCACCCUGAGAGCUCAGGGCCAGCCAGAGGAAUUGCCAUAGUGUCUGUUAUGGUCAUUUUGAUUUCCAUUGUCAUUUUCUGUUUGGAGACUUUGCCAGAACUAAAGGAGGACCCUGCAGGGAGAAUACAGACAAUAGGGAACACCACCUUUUACUACAAACCAAACAUCCUUACAGACCCCUUCUUCAUUGUAGAGACCCUUUGCAUAAUUUGGUUCUCAUUUGAACUUAUAGUACGAUUCUUUGCAUGUCCCAGCAAGGCAGCCUUCUUUAAGAAUAUGAUGAACACCAUAGAUGUAGUAGCUAUCAUCCCUUACUUCAUUACACUGGGCACAGAGCUGGCAGAAGAAGCAGAUGGUAAAGAGGGUAAGGGGGAACAGGCAACAUCACUGGCCAUUCUCAGGGUGAUUCGUCUGGUCAGGGUGUUUAGGAUCUUCAAGCUGUCCAGACAUUCCAAAGGCCUGCAGAUUUUAGGGCAGACCCUAAAAGCUAGUAUGCGUGAGCUUGGAUUGCUUAUCUUCUUCCUCUUCAUUGGUGUCAUCUUGUUUUCGAGUGCCGUGUACUUUGCAGAAGCUGAAGAGAGAGAAUCACACUUUAGCAGUAUCCCUGAUGCGUUCUGGUGGGCUGUUGUAUCAAUGACCACAGUUGGCUAUGGAGACAUGGUCCCUGUCACUAUAGGGGGCAAAAUUGUAGGCUCUCUCUGUGCAAUCGCUGGUGUGCUUACCAUUGCCCUACCAGUGCCUGUCAUCGUAUCCAACUUCAACUACUUCUACCACAGGGAAACCGAGGGUGAGGAGCAAGCCCAACUUCUGAACGUGAGUAACCCCAACAUCGCUUCUGACUCCGAUUCCAGUCGCCACAGUUCCUCAGUUGUCAGCAAGUCUGAAUACAUGGAAAUCGAUGGAGAUAUGAACAACAGCAUGGACAACUUGAGAGAUGCCAACCUUAGAACUAGCAACUGUACAAUGCCUAACCAAAACUGUGUUAACAAAAGUAAGCUGCUAACUGAUGUUUAGAGUCCAGAUACAUACAAUAGUACUGUCACCAUUCAGUAGUCGAAUAGUUUAUUUAACUCCCUAGUGCACUCCUGCAUAACAAC
Messenger RNA from Ictalurus furcatus (blue catfish), 1923 nucleotides. RefSeq names its product potassium voltage-gated channel, shaker-related subfamily, member 1a (gene kcna1a). Gene Ontology annotation, cellular component: juxtaparanode region of axon; paranode region of axon; dendrite. The record is from RefSeq and is a predicted model, not a curated record. The coding region runs from base 362 to 1840 and encodes 492 amino acids. Gene Ontology annotation, molecular function: protein binding; delayed rectifier potassium channel activity. Gene Ontology annotation, biological process: potassium ion transmembrane transport; protein homooligomerization. Lineage: Eukaryota; Metazoa; Chordata; Actinopteri; Siluriformes; Ictaluridae. The transcript has a single exon.